This is a messenger RNA of Panonychus citri (citrus red mite), 1744 nucleotides long. Its product is annotated as REST corepressor 3-like. Lineage: Eukaryota; Metazoa; Arthropoda; Arachnida; Trombidiformes; Tetranychidae. Gene Ontology annotation, cellular component: histone deacetylase complex; transcription regulator complex. Gene Ontology annotation, molecular function: transcription corepressor activity. The record is from RefSeq and is a predicted model, not a curated record. Gene Ontology annotation, biological process: negative regulation of DNA-templated transcription; regulation of transcription by RNA polymerase II. The transcript has 3 exons. The coding region runs from base 121 to 1305 and encodes 394 amino acids.
UUUAUCAUUUUCUUUCUCUCAACCAAAUGUUCAUCUAAACAAUAAUAUUAAAAUUUUUUUCUUUUGUUGUUGUUUUUGUUGUUUUAAUUUAAUGAACAGUUAAAUUAAAUUCCACACAAAAUGGAGACUUUCAUGUUAAAUCCAAUGAGGGUUGGAAGUGAAUAUCAGGCUGUUGUUCCAGAGGUUUCAACCGUUCUACCCAAACCUGCACCAGAAUAUGAGCCUGAACAUGCCGUCCUUAUCUGGUCUCCAUCUAAUGGUAUUCCUCCUGAAAAGCUUGACGAGUUUAUCCAAAUUUGUCUUGAAAAGUAUAAUUACAAAAUUGAACAAGCCUUAGGUAUGUUAUGUUGGCAUAAAUAUAAUCUUGAAACUGCACUUGCAGACCUACCAAAUUUUACUCCCUUGCCUGAUGACUGGUCGGUUGAAGAUAAAGUGUUAUUCGAGCAAGCAUUUCAAUUCCAUGAUAAACACUUCCACAAGAUUAAACAAAUGCUACCAGACAAGUCGAUUGCCAAUCUUGUUAAAUAUUAUUAUUCAUGGAAGAAAACAAGGAGCAGAACUAGCCUUAUGGACAGACAAGCUCGCCGGUUUAUUGUUCAGAAAGAAGAUGGAAGUGAAGCUGGUUCAGAUGGUCUAUCCGACAAUGAAAAUGAAUCAAUAAAUGAGUUUAGUAACAAUGGAGAUACUAAAGAUAAUCCCGAUGGUAAAACAAGAUGCUCCAAUUGUGCUACAACAGCUAGUGGACAGUUUCACAAUACUUCAAAAGGUGUCUUAUGUCGUUCAUGUUAUUCUUUCUGGAGACGAACUGGUCUAAUGAAAAAUAUAACCACAAGGAAACAAGAUCCUUCUGGAUCAAGUCGACCCAAUUUAAUGAAAAGUAAACGUAAACCUCCUCGUGGUAUGUCAAUUAACAUUGACGAUUUGAUGACAAUUGUUAAUGGUCCACCAGAUCAGGGUGAAGCUUUCCUGAGAUCACUGAGCAAUGAAAUUGUAAAUUUAAAAAGAAAUGUACAAAACUUAAAAGCGCAUAUUAGUCAAAUCAAAACCAAAACUAAUUCUGCUCAUACAUUAAAGAGACUUGAUGUUUCGCCAUCCCAAAGAAUUAACGCUCGAUGGACCAAUGAGGAAGCUCUAUUAGCCGUUCAAGGAGUUCGAAAACACGGCAAAGAUUUUAAAGCUAUCGCUGAAAUAGUUGGUAAUAAAAGUGAAAGUCAUGUUCGCAGUUUCUACACAAAUAACGAACGUCGUUACAACCUGGCUUACAUGCUAACGGAGUACGAAAAUGAAUUUCUUGGAACCAAUUGAUCUGAUUGCCAUAUUUAUUUUUGUCUCUCUUUUCUCACUCACAUCUCACAUUUUCAUAUCAUCAUUAUUAUUAUUUUCUUUAUUCUAUAUUCCUUUUUCCUUCCAAUAUUCUUCCUCUCUCUCUCUCUAUCUCUCUCUUCCCCUUCUGCCAAAUACUUUAUAUCUUCCCAUUUCUUUCGUUGAUUUCAUAAAAUACACUCACCACAUACACACACUCACACCAAAUUAUGUAAACAAAGCAACAAAAUUCAUCAUCAUAAGCAAAUGGAAUCAUGUUACGUUCAUUGUUUUUUUUUCUCUCUCUCUCUCUCCAUUGGAAAUAUCUGAGAUGACCAACUACAGCAAAAAUCCAAUAUGAAAAAAAGAUUAAAAAAAGAUCACCCUGAUAAUCCAGAUUCAAAAGCGAAACAAAAAAAAUUAAAUUCUUAAUAUACAACGA